AUGUACACCACCCUCCCAAAUGGCAUCCGCGUCUUCUACCGCGAAGCCGGAUCGCCUUCCAACCCAACCAUCCUGCUGCUGCACGGCUUUCCAGCAUCGUCGUUCCAAUACCGCAACCUGAUUCCCAUACUCUCCCAGAAAUACCAUGUCGUUGCCCCAGAUUUGCCUGGAUUCGGCUUCACCGAAAUCCCAGGAGAGCUGAACUUUAAAUAUACCUUCGCUAAUAUCGCGACCACAAUUGGUUCAUUCCUGGACGCCCUCGAAAUCUCCAAAUUCGCGGUCUAUGUCUUUGAUUAUGGAGCACCUACCGGCUUCCGCCUCGCGCUCGAACGUCCCGAGGCCAUCACUGCCAUCAUUUCACAGAAUGGCAACGCGUACGAAGAAGGGCUAAGUUCAUUCUGGGAUCCUCUGCGCAAGCUCUGGGCGACCUCUGACGCCGAACAAGAGAGACAAAUCCGUGAAGCCGUCAGUGGAGCCGUCCUCACCUUCGAAGCCACGAAGAGCCAGUACCUGCAUGGCGAGCCUGACGCAGACAAGAUCGACGACCCAGCCACAUACCAUCUCGACUAUGCGCUGAUGUCUCGCCCAGGCAAUAAGGAGAUUCAGCUCGACUUGUUUAAGGACUAUGGAAGCAAUGUGACACUCUAUCCAAAGUUUCAGGGUUAUUUGCGUGAGAGCCAGGUUCCGGUAUUAGCUGUCUGGGGAAAGAACGACUUCAUCUUCCCAGCACCGGGUGCUGAGGCGUUCAAGAGAGACGUGAAGAAGUUGAAACUUGUCUUGCUGGAUGGUGGACAUUUCCUGGUCGAGAGCCAUACUCAUGAAAUAGGCAAGCUGAUGUUGGACUUUCUUGGAGAGAACAAGAUAUGA
This is a messenger RNA of Exophiala xenobiotica, 867 nucleotides long. RefSeq lists its product as uncharacterized. Lineage: Eukaryota; Fungi; Ascomycota; Eurotiomycetes; Chaetothyriales; Herpotrichiellaceae. The record is from RefSeq and is a predicted model, not a curated record. The transcript has a single exon. Gene Ontology annotation, molecular function: epoxide hydrolase activity. The coding region runs from base 1 to 867 and encodes 288 amino acids.